Messenger RNA from Petromyzon marinus (sea lamprey), 2154 nucleotides. Its product is annotated as myozenin-2-like. Gene Ontology annotation, cellular component: actin cytoskeleton; Z disc. The record is from RefSeq and is a predicted model, not a curated record. Gene Ontology annotation, molecular function: telethonin binding; actin binding; FATZ binding. Lineage: Eukaryota; Metazoa; Chordata; Hyperoartia; Petromyzontiformes; Petromyzontidae.
GGGUAGGGUCGUCUGUGCUUGUCCCUGGCCGCCCACAGCCCAAGGGCACACACGCACUCCCCACUCCAAACUCCCCACUCCACACUCCCCACUCCACACUCACUGCUGUCAGCACGGCACCAGCAAGAGCGCCCAGCCACACCGCUCCAGGCAGGCGACCUCGGCUCGCAGGAUGGGCACCGCGUUCGAUGACAGCGUCACCAAGGAGAAGAAGAGGCAGGCACAGAUGAUCGCCCGGGGCCUGCAGGGCGACGACGCAGAUGAGGACCUGGGCAAGAAGAUCAGCGUGCCCAAGGAGAUUAUGCUGGAGGAGCUGUCGCUACACUCCAACAGGGGCUCGCAGAUGUUCCAGCGGAGGCAGAGGAGGGUGGAGAAGUUCACCUACGAGACGAUCGCCAACGAGGCCUGCGUGGACGGCCAGGACGGAGAGCUGGGCCCGGACCACGUGAACGGGGGCACAGAGGGAGGCACCGUGAGCAACCAGGACGGCGCCGACCCGGACGGCCUCGCCCCAGGCCAUGCAGCGCCCGGGCAGCAGCCGGAGCCGUUCAACAUCACGGCCAUGCCACGCAUCUACCGCUCGCCUUGGGAGCAGGCCAUCGGCGACGACCCCGAGCUGCUCGCCUCCGUCCAUCCCAGCAUGGCCCAGCCGGGGCCGGCGGCCGACAAGGCGAGCUUCAAGAGCUUCAACAGGCUGGCCACGCCGUAUGGUGGCUUCGAGAAUGCGUCGCAAGUCACCGUGUUCCACAUGCCCAAGCUGGAGCUGCUGCCCCUGGAGCCGUCCUCCGACGGGGGCCUCAUCGCGUCCGAAGGGCUCACGGCGCGGCCCACCUUCAACCGCACGCCGCAGGGCUGGAGCGGGCCCAGCGGAGAGCUCAGCCUGGGCAUCAACCUGGAGCUCGCCCCCUUCGGAGAUGGCUCCGAGUCCGAGGACCUGUAGGGCCGGCGAGCGAGAGCGACGACGACGUCACAGUCAUCGUCGUCAUCGUCACGGUCUCAUGGUCGUCAACUGAUCAGUCGAUCCACCGUGAAGGCUUCCACCCCCCCCCCCCCCCAGCUGCCGCCACCUCUCACGGGUCUGGGCUCGUGCCGACCCUGCUGGGCUCUCUGCUGAUCGAGAGAGUUCCGUCAUUGAGAGGCGAAGUCAGGAAACGGGCGAUAACGCCUCCUUCCCCAUACAUCUGUCCCUCCACAUAAAAAACUAAAUCUUUUUUUUUUCACAUCCCAUCAGCCGCACGGCCCUCUGGGAGUGCAUCAUUGUCAGCAGCAUUGGUUUAGCGUAAGCAAAACUCUGGACCGGUUUUGACAAGCAGUCUCAUUGGCAGAGCAAAGCUUCCUUGAACCUGAUGGGAUUUGUAAAAAAAUACUUUAAAUAUUUUGUUUUACAUCGAGGGAUGGAAAUGGGAAGGAGGCGAAUUGUCUGCUCAUUUGAUUUUAUUAAUUGUACUUUUGCACGAUGAGGCUCGUGAUGAUUGUCAUGAUGGCCGCGUGAUUCGACAUCGAUCGCAAUCGGUGAUCAGAUUAAAAAAAUAAAAAACGAAAUAGCACCGCUAAUUAAAUUAAUUACUCAUGACGCUCACAAAAACCCUGAAAACCUAGAGCAAGCGACGCCUUCACCGGCCUCGCAGCUCCGCAGUCCCAGUAAGCAGGCCUUAAUUAGAUUUCUCCUUCUGUGUUUUUUCUGCUUUAACAAGAUCCGAUUAAUACAGAUUCCAACGAGUAAUUGAGAGUGUCAGACAAUUAAUCGUAACUUAUUUAAGCAGCUUGUAGAAAUGUAAUCGGGUUAACUAACGAGAGCCGCCGUAUCAGCCGAGCGUGCCGCGGGUUGUAUCUGCGUCUGUACCGCGGGUGAUCGUGCGUUAUUAAAACUGUGUUGAACAAAAUCGCGUCACGCACACACACUCACGUACGUACACGCGCCGCACGGAUCACUCCGAGGCCGUUGCGCCGCUGGAAGCUGAACGAGCGACGCGUUCCCCCUCUCUCCUUGCUCUCCCUUUCUCUCUCCCUCGCUCUCUCCCCCUUCCUAUCUCCCUGUCUCUCGUAUGGGCCGCCGUUUCGAAUGUUCCUCCAGAUGUCGUGAUCCAUCGCCCCUAUAAUAUGUAAGAUGAUAUAUUCACAAUAAUUAUGAUAUAUUAAAUAAUGGGUUAUUUA